GAUCAUGUGAUCCAUUGUUGAGGUUAAAGUACUGAUUAUAGCUGCUUUAUAUUCUUCAUGCUUUAUUAUUUUGUGAAACUGGGGGAAUGUGUUGCAGUUUUUUCUAAGUUAAAGUUUAGCCCCCCCCCCCCAAAUAAUUUUCAUCUAAUCCCUGAUUCAACAACCCAUAUCAUUCAUAUCAAGCACAUUUUUCUCUGAGUCAGUUAUUUCACAAUUUUGUUCUUUGUUAAGAUUCAAUUGUUAUUCAAGGAUAAAUCAUGGGGCACCCACGCAUGCUUUUUAAAUUGCAUGAGGAAAUCUGAAGUACAGAACUGAAGGCUGAUGGUCCCAUUUUCCCUUCAGACAGCGUGUUUGUGCUGGCUCCAACCACAGGGCCACUUGGCACGCUCCUCGCUGUGUUUUGAAGAGGUCCGGGAAGCUUGGAGGCGUAAACAGGGCGGUGGGGUCAGAGGACUGGACGGGUCCACAAAUAAACAAACUUCCCUCAGUGGUAGUAGCUGGCGCUGGUCAAACAGCUGCAGAGGAUCAGAAAGGGUCAAUGACACAGGCUGUUUUUCUUGCAGUGGAAAAAUUCAACACUUUUUGUUCGGCAUCAACAAUAGACCCACAAAGUUUACAUACCUGAUGUUAAAAGAAGGAUAUUAAUGAAAUACUACUAAUACUACUAAUGAAAUAGUAGUACUAGUACUAAUAGUACUAAUAGUACUAGUACUAAUGAAAUAAGAAGUUAUGUCCUGGACUCAACCAGCUGCUCAGAUACCUGUAAAGUGUUUCCCAGUGCAAGAAUAAUUGUCAUGAGCUCCAUUAGCUCUUGGCUCCUUUGUCUUCCCUUCUUUUACAGUGGGUUGUAGGCUAAUGACCUAUGCAUUAUACAUUGUUUCUUCCUGUUACUGUGUGUUUAAUUGGUUUCCUCUUAUGAGCCAAGGAGAUUUUCAGACUCCCAAGGGGUUCUGUUGGAACACCAGGUCCACUUACACCCUCCUCUCCCCACCCCUAACCCUCCCUGCCACCAUCUGGAUUGUUGUCCUGGUCCCCUCCAUUCACAAUCUCCCCGUCGUGCUGCCUUCAUGUCUUGUUGGACAAAAAAGAACUAUAUGGAGGGUGGAAAAUUCAAUUUGUGUUAGUGUUUACGUUAGUGUUAGUGUUAACAAGACACCAGGAAUGGGGUAGGCGGAUUUUGUUACCCUUGGAAAGAAGCAGGCUAACUGUGUCCCCCUGCUUCCAGUCUUUGUGCUAAGCUAGGCUAAAUGGCUGCUGGCUCUAGCUUCAUAUUUAGUUCAUGCAAGAGUGCUAUCUACUGUAUAUUGUCAUCUAACCCUUGGCAAGAUGGCAAAAUGUCAAACUGUGUCCCAAAAUAUGAACUAUUAACCUUUAAAAAUUCCUUAAAAGGUUAAGUAGAUGAAAGUUCAUCCUUGGUUUUGGAAAUGCUAGCAUACUAGCUUUUUCCUAGGCUCUCAACUAUAUCACAUUGUCUUCAUCUGUUUUUUGUUUAGUUAUGACGGAAUUGGAUCUGUUUACAUACAAGUUCAAAAGCUGUCAUAAUUUCAUCCAUGGCACCUUUUUGAGCUAAUGAAGACCAUAUGAUACAGUUGAAAGCCCCCGCAAAAAGCUAGAUUAGGAUUUUUAUUUUUAUUUUUUUUGAAAUUGGAAUCAGAUAUCCAAGUUAAAAAGUAUUUAAGUCUACUCUAUUAAGAUUUACUAUCUUCGCCACAGGCCCCUGAAUGCAGCACAUCACCCUAUACCCUCCCUAUUCCUGCCCCUUCCUCCCCCUCCCUCCCCACCCCCCUGCAUUAUUCUCUUCCCUCUCCUCCCUUCCAGCCCCCUCCCUUUCCUGCCGGCCUCUCAGCAGAGGAUGUGUCUGGGAGAGAGAGUGUGUGUGAGGGAAGAGAGGAAAGCCGUCAAUAGAAUGGAUAUGUGCUCUCUCUCCUCCACCCUUUCUUCUUCUUCUUCUUCUUCUCCUCCUCCUCUCUGUCAUCUCUGUCUUUCCUCACCCUCCUCUGCCAGCGUUGCACCCUGGGCACCCUCAGUGCCGGCCCUCGGGGUAAAGGAGACUCGUUGGGUGGACGGGUGGCUGAAAACUGAACUUCAAUGUCAGCAGGGAAUCAGAAGAAUGGUGGUGACAAACCAGAAGACAUGGUGGCAGUGGCUGCGGUAUGGCCAGAGGUGGAGAGGGCGGAGUGUUUGGCCCGUGGCGCUGCCUUGAAGUGGGCGUCAGGUGUUUUCUGUCGACCUGAACAUCUGGAGCGACUGAGCCAGUACAAGAAGAGAGAGAGCCAGAGGACGUCCUCCAUACACACCAGACUCAAGUCCAUGGUCCAGUCAUACCUGGAGGGGGUAGGCUGGGGUCUGGAGCAGCUCCGGGAGGCCAGGGUCGAGCUGAAGGAGGUGUCACAUGCUUUGAGGAAGGCAGGGUUGGAGUCUAACCGAAAUGGAGAGGGAAUGAAAUCUCUGGAGAGGCUGAGAGAAGUGUCAGUCAACCACUGUCAGCUCCUCGCUGCCGUCAGCAACCUGCCACGACUUUACUCCGUGCGGAGCAUGGUGUUGGAGACUGAGCGUCUGGUGGAGUCCCGGCGGCUCCUGGAGGCACACGCCCGCCUGAUGGAUCUGGAGCGCUGGCAGGACGACAUCCUGUGGCAGCUCCAGGGGUCUGCUGGGACAGCAGGAGGUGCACUCAGCACUGAAGACCAGGAGCUGGUGACCAAAUACUUCUCUGGUGUCGGACAGCUGGUGGAGGCUCUGGGUAAGGAGCUAUGGGCGGUGGUGAGCAGUGCUCUGGCUCUGGCCCGGCAAAACCCCACACCGUUUGUGUCAGCGGUGAGGAUUGUGGAGCGGGAGGAGGCCCUGGACCAAGCUCUGCUGGAGGAGAGAGGGGGGAGCAGCAGACCUCUGCCCCGUGGACGACCUCGCUGCUGGAGAGCAUGUUUCUUCCAGGUACUAGAGGAGGCAGUGUCUGCGCGGUUUCGAAGCGUGUCCUACCUACACACACGUGGUCCAGGCCUGGCAGGCCACCUCUCCGCUCUCCAGCACGGUAUCAUGGCUGACCUGGCCACUGUACGCCACCUGCUGGAGCACUGCGUCCCGCCACACUACCGUCUAACUGGAGCUUACCUGAGGGCCAGCCACCGCUGUUUACAUGCUCACCUGGCACAGGUUAGCAGCUGGGACCUGGAGAGUGGUGAAAUCUUCGCUGUGCUCAACUGGGUGCUACACAUCUACAACAGCCCAGACAUGAUGGGUCACCCAGAGCUGGUGACUGAGAUGGAGAAAGAAGAGCUGGGACCUCUUAUCUCAACUGAAGGACUGGAGCAGCUGCAGAACAAAUAUGUGCAGAGCGUGCGGAAGAGUGUGUCGGAGUGGAUGCACAAAGCUCUGCAGGUGGAGCUGCAAGACUGGCAGAGAGACCAGGAGCCGGAUACAGACCAUGAAGGUUUCUACCAAACCAGCCUGCCCACUAUCAUCACACAGAUGCUGGAGGAGAACGCCCGGGUGGCUCUGAUGAUCGGAGAAUCCCUACGAGACCAGACUAUACAGAUGGGACUGUAUGAGAUGGAGAACCUCCUGAACAGGUUUCGAGAAGCUCUGGUGGAAUUUGGGAAGGAGCAUCGCAGAGAUCCAAGCAACAACAACAACAAGUUCUACCUCCACUAUCUGCUGGCCUCCAUCAGCAACUGCAUCAUCCUCAAAAAGUCCACAGAGAGCCUGCAGCAGCAGCAGUCGUCCCGGUCGGCAGGUCAGUUCUCUCGGACUCCUCCCAACCCGCUGGCAGCUCUGGAUCGGGCGGUGAGGCGUGCGUGUCGCCUGGUGAUGGAUCAGCUCCUGCUAGACCUUCAGCCUUUCCUCCCAGGCCUGCUGACCCGACCCUGGCUGGUCCAGGGAGACCCCACACCCAAACUCUGCCGCGUCCUGGAGCGUCACCUGGAGCUGUACGGCCGUGUUCGACCCCCCUGCCGGCAGCGUCUGCAGGAGGAAGCCCAGUGGCUGAUGGUGGUGGAGUACGUCAGGGCUCUGAUGCAGAAGAGGUUGGUGUGUCGCAGCGCUGAGGAGAGGAGGCAGCUCGCUCAGCAGAUGGUUCAGGACGACCAGCAGUUCAGAGAAAUCUUCCACGGCCUGGAAGGUGAGGGGUCAGUACCUGAAGUGAACCCUUUGGCCUUACUACCUGUCCUGGCUGACUUCAUCCAACUCAAAGACCCCGGCAUGCUCGCUCUAGAAGUGUCAGGACUAGCAGCGAAAUACCCCGACAUCAGUGAAGAGCACGUGUCUGUGUUGCUGGACAUCCGCGGUGACGUUUCCAGGGACAUCAGAGGGACAGUACUGGACCUGCUGGAGCAGAGCGCCCCCCCUCUGCCAGCAGGAUACCGGCCCAUCUUCACAGACAUCCUGGUGCCUCCCUCCACCAUGGCCUUCUGUCUGCCUACUGCCAAGUGUGCAUGAAUACAGGGACUGAGACUGUGGCCUCAGAGUCAGAUCAGGGUGGGAUCUCAAAUGGAUCAUGGACCAGAUCCUGUUAGCUCACCAUUACAUUGUAAAACACAGGAUUAAGCUAGAUUACGCUGGUGAUCUAGCUGUUCCUGUUUCUGAUUAAGUUGAUGGGUGGCCAGGGUGUUUACCCACGCUUUUUUAUCCAGAGGAAAUCAACAAGGUAUCCUGUUUUUUUCUGCGUCACAGUACUCCAGAAGUUUGAGCUGGUGACUCACUGGUCUAAUUUCAGCUGAUAUUCAGCUGGCUGGUAAACUGUGGCACAUCAGGUCAUCAGAGUUGGUUUAAUGCCCUAAAGAUAUUGAAGGUAAAACAUCUUAUGAGUCUGUCACAUGUUGUCGUGUGUCUCAGCAAUUUCUGCUACAGAUUUAACUUGGACAUUGAAGCCGCAGUAAGCGACUUGAAGUUUGAAUUUAAAUUUGAACAAUUUGAACACUGUUUCUUUAUUACUCUGAACUCCAGUAACAUGACUUCAAUAAACUGCACUCACUGCUCUCUGUGCCACAACUUGGCCAGUGCAUUUUACUACCAAAUGUAUGGUGCAGCUUUAAAAGGUCAAUUUACUGUUCGCUGUCAACACUUUUCACUGAAAGUACUUAGUGCUGAACAAAUGCUUUGAGCAUCGACACUCCUUUCACUUCCUUUGUAUAGAAGUGGCAGCAGAUGUUUUACAGGCAGAUAUCUCAAAACUUAAGCACACAAAACCAAAACUAUCUGCAUGGCUACAUAUUACUACAGAAAAGUGUUUGUUUUUCUGUGACUUGGGUGGACUGGCCCUUUAAGUGACACCCAUCACAUAUCGCAGUAUCACCCAUUGGAGAUUUUUGAACAGGACCUUGUGACACCAACAGUUCAGAAACAAUGAACGAAACAACCACAGUAGAGCACAUUUCUGCAGCCUGGUUUGCUCAUACAAAUGAUUUCUGAGUGUAUUCAACCUGCAAAGCUUCUGAUACUGAAGAAACAAAGCAUUGUAUUUAGAAACUGGUUCAUCAAUGCUUCUUUUAGACCAUGAAGCAUGUGGAUGGUUGUUUUGCAGUACAUAACAGACAAAAGUAGAUAUAUCAGCUACAACUUAUGGUAUAUAACUUUUAGAAUAUAAAGAGUUUUAUUAAAGCAUCAUCACAUUACAGUUUGGACAUGAGACUGAACAUGGUUUUUUGGUGAGGGCUCCUGGACUGUGAACUGAGGAACUGAGGCUGCUAAUUCAUUACCUUUAAAAACCCCUUUUCUUUUUUCUUUUUUUCUUUAAGUAUUUUUUAUU
Thunnus maccoyii (southern bluefin tuna) is the source of this 5740-nucleotide messenger RNA. It is a transcript of the gene exoc3l1, whose product is annotated as exocyst complex component 3-like 1. Gene Ontology annotation, cellular component: exocyst. The transcript is spliced from 15 exons. Gene Ontology annotation, biological process: exocyst localization; exocytosis. The record is from RefSeq and is a predicted model, not a curated record. Gene Ontology annotation, molecular function: SNARE binding. NCBI's taxonomy places the organism in Eukaryota, Metazoa, Chordata, Actinopteri, Scombriformes, Scombridae. Bases 2089 to 4431 code for a protein of 780 amino acids.